UAAAUGCCCUUUCAAAAUGCGAUUCUCACCCCGGGAAGAGGGCAACAAGGGCAACACCUGACAUUCAUUGCGCUAAUCCCGUGGCAUGUCCCUCCACCAUCAAGUAUGUGGACGUAUAAAAGAGCCCAUGAGUUCCCUGAAUCGAUUUUCUCCAGCAUCUUUGCGACCCACCUCGCCUGAUACCCCAGUAGUUUCUACCCUAGAUUUUCAUAGCGUCUUGUGGUACCCGUGCUGGCUCACGAUACUUGAAGUCUACACUAUCCUCAAUAGACCUUCCACCUUGUCCUUCUUUAGCCACAUACAUACUACACACAGCACCACCUUCAGUCAUCAUGAAGCCAAGUUAUUUCGCCAACCCACUGUAUUUUCUCUUGCCAAUGCUAGCCAGCGCAGUACCAGCCCCGAUUACGGGACGAGAUGUUGCCAUCACGCCCGCAAUGAUCGAAGCUGUCGCGCCGAAGUCGAAAACUUGUGACAGUAGCGGGCAGUACGCUACGGAGUGUGCCGACUCUCAAAAGGCAGCCAAGCAUCUAGCCAAGUCCUUUGAGACUUAUAAGAUCACAUCGCCUGCUGAACAGGCGGCAAUCAUCGGGUUGGUGGCUUUUGAGAGUGGUGAAUUCAAGUAUAACAAGGGCCAUUUUGGGGAUGUUGCGGAGGGAAAAGGCACGCGCAACAUGCAGUCCGCCGAUUACAAUACUCAAUAUGCAAAGUCGCUCGAUGACCUCAAAGUUAAGCCCGAAGUCAUCUCCAAAAACGUGGGAAAGAUUCUCGAACUUCUGAUUUCGAAUGACGAGUAUGAUUUUGGUUCUGGAGCCUGGUUUCUGGCCAAUGUAUGUUCCAGUACUGUGCGGCAAGAGCUGCAAAAUGGUUCAAAGGUGGGAUGGCAGCGCUAUAUCACCACAUGUGUGGGGACCGAGGCCAACGACGCUCGGGAAGUUUAUUGGCAGAGUGCAAGGAACGCGUUGGGCGUCCAGAGUUCUUGAGCCCUGUCGAUGUGUUCAAUAUACUGCGUAAGACAGUGGGUCUAGACACCGCCGUAUCCAUAGCCAUGUCACACUUCGUUUCUCGAUACUUUCCCCUUGUCCUUAGCUGUUACUGACAAGAUACCAUUAUUCCACGAUCAUUAAUUAAAA
This is a messenger RNA of Aspergillus alliaceus, 1133 nucleotides long. RefSeq lists its product as uncharacterized. The record is from RefSeq and is a predicted model, not a curated record. The transcript is spliced from 2 exons. Bases 333 to 983 code for a protein of 216 amino acids. Lineage: Eukaryota; Fungi; Ascomycota; Eurotiomycetes; Eurotiales; Aspergillaceae.